This is a messenger RNA of Camellia sinensis, 2757 nucleotides long. NCBI's taxonomy places the organism in Eukaryota, Viridiplantae, Streptophyta, Magnoliopsida, Ericales, Theaceae. The record is from RefSeq and is a predicted model, not a curated record.
AUGCAUCUAUUGUUAAUUCUAGCACCUGGACAAAAGCCUUUAUCUCCUGAUACUUAUGAUUCAAUCGUAUCUGCUGAACUUCCUGAUCAAAAAAAACAUCCUCAUUUGUUUUCUAUGGUGGUGAAACACAUGAUGCAUGGACCUUGUGGUGAAAUGAAUCCAAACAACAUUUGCAUGAAGAAUGGGAAAUGCAAAAAUCAUUAUCCCAAAAAUUUUGAACCUAUAACAAGAUCUUCCAAAGACUCAUGCCCAAUAUACAAGCGUCGUGCUGAUGGUAAUCAAGUGAAAAUCAGAGGGCAAAUUUUGGAUAACCGUUGGGUAGUUCCGUACAAUCCAUAUCUUCUUGCCAAAUAUGAUUGCCACAUUAAUGUGGAAAUUUGUUCAACAAUCAAAGCUGUCAAAUAUUUGUACAAGUAUAUUUACAAAGGCCAUGAUAAAAUUGCAUUCCAUAUUGUUCAAGAAAAUCAAUCAGAAAUCAUAGAUGAAAUCCGACAAUUUCAGUCCGCAAGAUGGAUUUCACCUCCAGAGGCAAUGUGGAGAAUUUAUGCAUUCUCUUUGAAUGACAUAUACCCAUCAGUAAUCCAUCUUCAAAUCCACCUUGAACACCAACAAUUUGUUACUUUCAAUCCUUCAGAUGACCUAAAUUCUGUGUUAAAUAAUCCCAUCCGUUCGAAAACAAUGUUGACUGAAUUCUUUUUGAUGAACAAGUCAAAUGAGAAGGCGAAGCUUGGAAAAUAUUUAUAUAAGGAAUUCCCUGAACAUUUUGUUUGGUGGCAACAAGAUAGAAUGUGGACUGAGCGAAAAAAGGGCAAUGUUAUUGGGCGCAUUGUCACAGCACAUCUUGCACAAGGUGAAAGAUAUUACCUUAGGUUACUUCUAAACAACAUCAGAGGCCCUACAUCAUUUGAAUCCUUGAGAACCAUAAAUGGAAGAAAAGCAAAAACUUUUCGAGAAGCUACCCUUCUCUGUGGUGUCUUACAAUCAGAUAAUAAUCUUGAACAAUGCUUAGAAGAAGCAAUCUAUUAUCGAAUGCCUUACUCUCUAAGAAGAUUGUUUGCAACCAUUCUCAUUCAUUGUGCUCCUAAUAAUCCAAAGCAGUUGUGGGAAAAAUUCAAAGACUACAUGGCAGAGGAUUAUGCCAAAACAACAAAUCUUUCAAAACAAGAAAUUUUCAAAAAAGUUCUGCAAAGCAUAAAUUCAACUCUUCAAUCAAUGGGCAAAGAUAUCAAAGAUUUCAAUAUUUGCUCUGACAACAUGCUCUCAUCUGAUAAUCAAGAGACUUGUCGUGAAAUUGAAGAAGAAAUGAAUAUUGUUGUUUCUGAAGCUGAUUACCAGUCUAUCUCUCUAUUAUCCUCGGAACAAAAAGUAGCAUUUGACAAAAUCUUAAAUAGGGUCUUCUCAGGAAAUCAAGGGUGUUUUUUCAUAGAUGGUCCUGGAGGCACUGGUAAGACCUUUUUAUACAAGGCAUUGUUGGCAGCAAUUAGAUCCAAGAAUUACAUUGCUCUUGCAACAGCAACAUCUGGAGUAGCAGCUUCUAUUCUCCCAGGAGGCCGCACAGCCCAUUCUCGUUUCAAAAUACCUAUAGAUGUUGAUACAUAUAAAUCUUGCAACAUAGGUAAACAAACUGGGCUUGCAAAUCUUUUGAGAACUGCAGAACUAAUCAUUUGGGAUGAGGCACCCAUGGCCAAGAGGCAAAACAUUGAGGCAUUAAAUGAUAUGCUGAAGGAUAUCAAUGAGUCAGAGUUACUCUUUGGAGGCAAAGUUGUAGUUUUGGGUGGUGAUUUUCGACAAAUACCACCAGUCAUUCCCAAAGGAACAAAAUAUGAUUCAAUUGAUGCUAGCUUGGUCAAUUCAGAAUUAUGGAAAUCUAUUGAGAAAAUAAAGUUGACUGAAAAUAUGCGAGCAAGGCAUGAUCCUUGUUUCAGUAAUUACUUAUUGCGCAUUGGCAAUGGAUCUGAAUCGGUCAAUGAUCAAAACAAAAUCAAAAUACCAGCAUCUAUGAUAAUUUCUAACAAUUUUUCAAAUGCUGAAAAUUCUAUCAAAGACUUGAUUCAAACUGUCUUUCCAAAUCUCAAGAACUACUCAGAAGAUCCAAUUUCAAUGAUUAAUUCUGUUGUGCUCACUCCAAAAAAUGAUUGUGUACAAGAAAUAAAUGCUUUGUUGAUCAAACAAUUCCCAACAAAAGGUAGAUUAUAUACAAGCAUCGACAAGACAAUUGAUCCAAAUGAUCAAGGACAAUAUGAAGACUUCUUGAAUUCUCUUGAACCAAAUGGUCUCCCACCUCAUCAUUUAGAAUUGAAAAUCAAUAGUCCGAUCAUGACUUUAAGAAACAUAGAUCCUUCAAUAGGCUUGUGCAAUGGAACGCGACUUAUUUGUCGAGAUCUCAAAGAUUUCAUCAUUUGUGCUGAAAUUGCUGUUGGGGAUCGGAAAGGACAAAUGGUUUUCAUACCACGAAUACCAUUGCAACCCUCAGAUCAUCAAAAAUACCCAGUUCAGUUUACUAGAACACAAUUCCCAGUAAAGUUAUGUUUUGCCAUGACAAUAAAUAAAGCGCAAGGCCAAACAUUACAAAAAGUAGGUCUUUACCUACGAGAGCCAGUAUUCUCCCAUGGACAACUUUAUGUUGCUCUAUCACGAGCUACAACUGCUGCAGAUGUUAAAGUUCUCAUUCCGCCAACAAAUCAACAUGCUUUGGAUAACAAUACCACAAAAAAUGUUGUUUAUGAAGAACUACUAACACUUGCAGGCUGUAUAUAA